AUGGAACCUGUUACUUGUAUAAUGCAGUACCGCCAACUCAGGAUAUACAGGCAUCUAGCUGGUUUCCCUGUGGAUGACCCUGUCCAUCAGCGCUUCAUUCUGGACGUGGGCGGUCUUCCGCUUUACAAGGCCGUUGGAGUCCGUGACAGCGUGGACGAGGCUCUUCUAGGGGAAGAGUUGGCCUUUCCCGCGGACUGUGAACUUGGCCUUCAGGAGUGCUUUGAAAAGUUACACUCUCGUUAUCGUCAGUGGAUGGCAAACCCAGACAAACUCAGCACUGUUCCCCCUCUUUUCAAGUCGCUGGUGUACUGCUCUGGCAUAUCGCAGGGCGGGGAAGCCGAGUGGAACUUUGCGUAUGAGCAGUUCCUCCGGUCAGACGACGCGGACGAAAAAUCUGUUCUCCUUUCUGCCCUGGCGUGUAGCAGAGAAACCGAUGUGCUGAAGAGAUAUCUGAACAUUGUUGUCAACUUGGUCGGUGCUAUAAGCAAGAAGCACGGACUCAUGAGGAACAUCCUGGGCGUAAUAGGAAAGGAUGAACCUGGUCGGCCUUUGGUGCGGGACUUCCUUACCCAGAACUGGAACCACCUUUUUUUACACAAGAAGAAGAGCAGAGGCGAGCUCCUUGAGUCAUUAACAUUCUCUUCCAACACGAAAGCGGAACUAGAAAUCGUGGAGCGCUUUCUGAGUGGCGGAGGCGUCGACUUAGCCGGCAACAGGCGGAAGAUCCACCAGGUGUUGGAGCAGAUACGCAACAACAUCGCCUGGACCGAUGCUAACUGUGACGUCAUAGCUCAGUUGCUGGAGGAAAUGGGCUAUUCGUGA
Molecule: messenger RNA, 822 nt
Organism: Penaeus indicus
Lineage: Eukaryota; Metazoa; Arthropoda; Malacostraca; Decapoda; Penaeidae
Product: aminopeptidase N-like
Exons: 6
Coding region: 1-822 (273 amino acids)
Biological process (GO): proteolysis; peptide catabolic process
Cellular component (GO): cytoplasm
Molecular function (GO): metalloaminopeptidase activity; zinc ion binding; peptide binding
Source: RefSeq, a predicted model, not a curated record